Molecule: messenger RNA, 2403 nt
Organism: Hyposmocoma kahamanoa
Lineage: Eukaryota; Metazoa; Arthropoda; Insecta; Lepidoptera; Cosmopterigidae
Exons: 2
Source: RefSeq, a predicted model, not a curated record
GUGCCAUCUAUUCGAACUAUUCAUCAAUUAUAAUUAAUUAUCUAUUUUAUUCCAUUAUUUUUUUUCGGACUAUUUAUUUUUAAGUCCAAAUCCGAAUCUAUUUACUGUGAUGAAGAGUCGCGGGUUCGAAUCCUGCUGGGGAGCAAAAUUAGUGACAAGUACAAAUGCGCAUACUCGAUUCCAAAAUGUUUAAUAUUUUACCUGUGCUUAUUUUAUCGUUGUCCUAGUUUUACUAAUCAUUCGAUCAGUUUUUGUGAGUUCACUGUCGCAAGAUAUUAUUACCAAACAAUUUAUGUUUUUAUUCAAUCAUUUUACUAUGUACUACUCAUAUAUUUUAUUCUAUUAGGUCUUUGGCACAAGAUUUAUUCCUGUCAGAAGACGAGUGCGAGACGGUGCAGCCUAAGCUCUCGAAAUCCUCGAAGAAGCAUUCGAGAUGUGACCCUUCGACAAGUAAGAAGACAGGUGAGCCGUUCACUACCACUGCGCCUAAGAAAAGGAAAACCGUCAUCAACCCAAUCACCCCCGUCAUGAAGGCGGCGACGGCUGAGCUUUUCGGCAGCGAGAGUGAUGAAGAAGAAGGGUGCUCGACAGGUUCAACAAAGGCGACAUCCUGUGUAGCCAAUGCGGUCAAGUGUGACAUGUGCAACAUCGAAAUUCCUCAAAAGAAAUAUCAUUAUCAUAUGAGAACGAAUGUACACAAAGAGAAUUGUUUAUUAAAAACUGAAUUCAAAAAUAUUGACAUUAUUAAGACUGCAUUUAAGAACAGAAUUGUGACUUACCGCAUAAAUCCUGCACAGGAAGUCGAGUACCUCACACCCGAGGCGUUCCUGUACAGUUAUAAAAAUGAUGUUUCGAAUGUUAUCCAUUUAUCAAUACUGAAACACACAUGUCUGAAGUUAAAUUUUGAACUGUUUGCUUAUUUUGAGUUACCACGGUCAAGUACGCAACAGUUAAAAUCUUUUAAUACAAAGUUUGAUUGCGUUUUUAACAACACUAAUAUUAAUGAGUUGUAUAUGAAUGCUAUAGAAACAUUUAAACAAAAACUUUCAGAAUUUGAACACUGUGAAUCUGGUUGGUCUCUGGUUUCAAUAAGUCAUUUAGAAUUGAAUAUAAACAAAUAUUGUCCUAUGAGAGGUGGUACGUUCAUAGAGCUGCCAUCAUUUCUCAAGAAUAGUAAAAGUUGCAUAAAUAUACAGAAUAAAGAUGAGUACUGUUUUCUAUGGAGUAUAGUAGCUGCAUUAUUUCCCGCCAAAAGUAAUGUAUGCAAAACAAGUUCAUAUCCUCACCAUUCAACUGUCUUUAAAACAGACGGUAUGACUUUCCCUCCGUCGUGUAAAGAUAUACAAUUGUUUGAAGCUAAUAAUAACAUCAGUAUCAACAUUUAUGGAUUAAGUUCAAGCAGUUUAGUAACUGGUCCAUUAUAUUUAUCUAAAAAUCGAAAGAACAAUCAUGUAAAUUUAUUAUACUUUGAAAAAGGAGUCAAAGGUCAUUACUGCCUUAUUAAAGAUCUUGUACGAUUAGUAAAACGUCAGAUUAGUAAAUUUAAAGGGAAUCUAUAUAUGUGUGAGAAUUGUUUACGUUUUUUUUCUUCUGAAAUUAAAUAUACAAACCAUGAUUGCUCUCAAGUGUUGACAGUCUUACCUAAAAAAAAUAGUACAAUCGGAUUUAAACAUUUUGAGAGACAGCAAAAAAUUUAUUUUGUUAUAUAUGCUGAUUUCGAAAGUCUAUUAGUUAACUGUACAGAGAAUGGUAGCGAAAAUACACGUAAUUUAAAAGUUCAUCAACCUUCAUGUUUUGCGUAUUAUAUUUGUUGUUCAUAUGACUCGAGUUUAAACAAGUUCGUUACCUACAGGGGUUCGGAUUGUGUAGAAGUGUUUGUUAACAGAUUGAUUGCAGAUGUGAAAUGCCUUUAUAAAAUAUUAUGUGAUAAGAAUCCAAUGACGCCUUUGACGAAAGAACAAGAAAAUAGUUAUCAAAACGCUACAUCGUGUCAUAUUUGUAGCCAUUUAUUAUUCGAUGACAAGGUUCGUGACCACGAUCAUAUUACUUCUGAAUAUAGAGGGCCAGCUCAUUCACAAUGUAAUUUGAUGUUCAGAGUGUGUCCAUUCAUACCAGUAGUCUUUCAUAAUUUAGCUAACUAUGACUCACAUUUGUUUAUUAGCGAAUUAGCAAAAUACUAUGGUCCAAUUACAAUUAUACCGAAAACUAAAGAAAAGUACCUCACAAUUACAAAGACCAUACAUUUAAAAGAAUUUACACGUCCAUUACAAAUAAAAUUUAUAGAUUCAUUUCAGUUUUUGAGCACAAGUUUAGACAUGUUGAGUAACAAUUUAUCAGAUGAAGAUUUCACCAAUUUAUCCAUGCAAUUUAAAAGCAAGCAUUUGCAUUUAUUAAAAUCAAAAG